GUGGCUAAUAAUGCUUGAUGCUGCAAUAAGAUGAAAAGAAUGAAGAAAGAAAAAAAUUUAACUAGCAAAAAUGUUUAUUUUAACAUUUUGUAACAUCUUGAAAUAUGAUCCUAUUUUUAUUUUUGAUAGUUUAAUUUUAGGCCAUUUAUGGAUGGCUACUUUAUUGAUUUAAAACAUUUCUCCAUCCUGUACAUGAUCAGCUUCUGAUUGCUACAUCUUACACUGAAAACCUUAAAUGCUGUUAUGCAAAAACUGGAAAAACCUUUAAUGACACAGAGGAAUGACAGUCACUGCAGUGAAGUGGCUGUGGUGACACAUCGUGACAAGCUGCUCUUCAGAAAGACACAGAAGCCCCGCUCGGUGGGUGACCACUCUCUAGAUCGCAUGAGCUCCUCAGGUCCUGGCAGUUUAAUGGAAGAAUCGGAACCGCUGUUGACCCGGAGGUCAAAGGGAAGGAGGUCAAACGGACACUGCACAUGGAGCACUCACUCCCUGGAUUCGAAGGCAGUGGAGGACUUCAGGAGGAGGCUAAAGUUCUUCUUUAUGAAUCCAUGCGAGAAGUACAGAGCCAGGGGUCGGAAACCUUGGAGACUGAUGUUGCAGAUAUUGAAAAUCUUCAUCAUCACAGUACAGCUGGUCUCUUUCGGCCUGAGCAAUGAAAUGGUGGCUACUUUCAAAGAGGACAACCUAAUGACAUUCAAACAUCUGUUCCUGAAAGGAUUUAAGGAUCACUGGCAUGGAAGCUACACUCUUUACACUAAAGCUGACAUGUAUGAUCACAUCUACCACAUCAUAAACAGGUACAAUGAUCUUGAGAACCUGACUAUAGGAAAUCUUGCAUAUGAGAAGGUCGAUGGCAAAUACACCCCACUGUUCGUCUGUAGGCUGUUUUACAGAAACAGCAGCAUUAAUCUGGCGAGAGAUACGUUCUAUAUUGAUCCACACAUUGAUGAAGAUUGUGUUUCCAUAUCCCCAGUGCAGUCGCUUGACAAUAUUUAUCUGGCAAAAAAAAUCAACUUCUCUUUAGAUUUCAAAAGGCUUGUGUCAGUUAACAUCAACUUCACUCUGAAAACCAUCAAUCUGCAGACUGUGCGGCACCAUGAGCUACCAGACUGCUAUGGCUUCCAUAUAAAGAUCAUAUUUGAUAACCGUGCACACAGCGGAAGGAUAAAAGUGGGUGUUGAAAAUGAUGUCACAAUUUAUGAGUGCAGAGACUAUAACGUGAGAGGCAAUUCUGGGAAGAUUGAUUAUCUCCUCUUGAUGCUUGAUUCCUUGGUCAUCCUCGCCUGUGUCGCCUCCCUCAUCUUCUGCCUGCGAUCUGUUGUCAAGGGCAUUCAACUCCAGUUUGAGUCCAACAUUUUCUUCCAUGCCUACUUCAAUAAACUGGUGACUUGGUCAGAACGUAUGGAGUUUGUGAAGGGCUGGUAUAUAUUCAUCAUCAUCAGUGACACACUAACCAUCACCGGGUCAGUGCUGAAAAUAGGAAUUCAAACCAAGUUCCUGACCAACUACGAUGUCUGCAGCAUCGUACUUGGAACAGCCACCAUGCUGGUGUGGAUUGGUUUUAUUCAGUACCUUGGUUACUUCAAGAAAUACAAUAUCCUAAUCCUGACCCUGAGGGCUGCCUUUCCUAACGUUAUCCGUUUUUGCUGUUGCGCUGCAAUGAUCUAUCUCGGGUACUGCUUCUGUGGUUGGAUUGUACUUGGACCUCAUCAUGACAAGUUCCGAACACUUGACAAAGUGACAGAGUGCCUUUUCUCUCUCAUAAACGGAGAUGACAUGUUUGCCACCUUCCUGAACAUGAGAGACAAGAGCUACAUGGUGUGGCUUUUCAGCAGAGUCUACCUCUACACCUUCACCUCUCUCUUCAUCUACAUGGUACUCAGCCUUUUCAUCGCCCUCAUCACCGACACCUACGAAACCAUCAAACAUCACCAGAAAGAUGGCGAACCAGUAUCCCUGCUUCACGCCUUCAUAGCAGAGUGCCAGGACCAACCUGAGUCUGGAUAAUACCAAUAUGAGGAGGAGUCUUCGAGCUGCUGCUUCCCUCCAUGGGAGUGAUUGAAAAGCAAUUGCACGGACAUAGCAUUAACUGUGUGGGCAAAAUUAUAACAUAUAACUGCAAUAUUCCAUAAAGGUAUCAUCUCAAUAGGUUCUCAGAUUAUAGUAGCCACUGAUAAAAACCCCAUGAGGGUCUUCUUGUUCAAUACUUGUUUAAUAAAAAAAGAAGUUGUUAAAUAAGCUGCAGCUUCCUGAUUUAUUUUUUACAGAGGCCUGUAUAGAAACCAGUAUAAUAAACUAAUGUACUUAUAAAAGCACACCUUUUCAUUGCCAUGAUUAAAAAAUAAAACCUUUAUUCUGGCAAUAUUUUAAGGUAAUAGUCAGCUGAUUUAGUAAAUAACUUUGUGGUUAAAAUUCAACUCUGAGUGCAUGUUGACAUCUAGAGUUUUUUGCAUGCUCCGUGGUCCUCAUCAUGUCUGAUUAAGGGCUGAUUUCUAACCUUUUUGGGACCAAAAACAACAACUUCUUCCUGUUCUGAAUGGAGAUGGAGGUAAUUCUGACCCAACCCUCAUGGACAUUUUGUACACAUUAACUAGAUGCCUCUGGUGGACUAUGAUCAAGUUGUAAGUUGUACUUUAGCAGCAUAGAUAUUGUAAGAUAUGUUUUAAUACUCCAUAAUCUAGAGGGAUCUUUAAAAAACAAGACCAGAGUGUGUUUUCCAACAGUCAAAGUAUUACACUUUGCAGCCUCCUAGAUAAAGUUCACUUGACCAGUUCACAUGUUUGUUGUGGAACUUGAAAAGUCUUAAAACUAUGUCUUUUGAGGCAUUUCGUUGGUGGUGCUGCGGGUCUACAGGGUGCUGGGAAUGCUUUAAAGGUACCGAGUCCUUUUAUAACCAAAUCAAAAGUUCUGCCUCAUUUUUGGCACAAAGCUGAGUUUGUUCACCACCAGGGCUGACCAUGGCUGUGGUUGCCCGUUGAGUGUGAAGUAGUCAGGGUGAAAGUCAGCUCCUAUGAGUCUGAGGUCAUAGCUCCUAACUAGAAAGAGGUGUAAUGUUUGGGAGGUCAGCCUCUGCCACAGGUGGAGUUCAAGUUUCUUGUUUUGUUCACAACUGAUGGAGGAUGGAGCAGGAGAUGCUUAGACAGAUUUGGGCCUCAUCUGCAGCAAUGCAGCUGCUUUUGUUUGGCACCUUGAAGAAAGAUUUUUUUUUUUUUCAGGUCUACCCUUGCCUAUGAUCAUGAAAGAUGGAUCAUGAAUAUGUAUGUAUGCAUAACACUAUAUAUGUGUGUAUAUGUAUAUGUGGUUUAAAUGAAGAUCAUAUGUAGUAUUCCUUUGAUUUUUUAAACUGGUUUACUGUCUUUUGGUUUGCUUCCCCGACCGAGUAGACUUCCUUUCAGGUCUUGGGGUAAAGUUUUGUAC
Molecule: messenger RNA, 3420 nt
Organism: Girardinichthys multiradiatus
Lineage: Eukaryota; Metazoa; Chordata; Actinopteri; Cyprinodontiformes; Goodeidae
Product: mucolipin-3-like
Exons: 13
Coding region: 244-2010 (588 amino acids)
Cellular component (GO): plasma membrane; lysosomal membrane
Molecular function (GO): NAADP-sensitive calcium-release channel activity
Source: RefSeq, a predicted model, not a curated record